This is a messenger RNA of Thlaspi arvense, 246 nucleotides long. The record is from the annotation of a GenBank genome assembly. NCBI's taxonomy places the organism in Eukaryota, Viridiplantae, Streptophyta, Magnoliopsida, Brassicales, Brassicaceae.
AUGAACGGUCAUUGGAUUCUCCCACCUGCAAGAUCCGAGAAUCAGGUCAAUCUUCAAGCUUAUCUCACUACUACUGUUUUAACAGAUGAUGAAGACUACUAUGAGUGGGAAACUGAUGAAAAAGUAAGUUCCAAGUAUAGAACAGGGCAAGUUUAUGCUAAGUUAAGACCAGAAUCAGAUGAAGUACCUUGGGGAAAAAUAGUCUGGAAUGUUGGUGUAAUUGAUAGUUACGCUGCAUUCCUCUGA